CACACCCUCUUUGUUGCUCUCUUACAUUCGUUUCCAUGUCGAAUUGAUUCCACUCUUUCGUCAAUUCGACUGGUAUAUAUCUCGAGAAACGUCCGCCUACCUGAUUAGGCUGUCAUUCCUUUGAUUCAUACAGAGAUAACCUACACUCCUUAUCGCUAAUCUUAUUGCUAAUUACUACCUUCAUCAUGCAUUUUUCGUCCCUCUCAUUGCCUCUCACGGCUUUGAGCCUUGUCACUCCUUCUCUAGCCUUUCCCCAGCUCAAAAUUGACCAGCGCGUGGCACAAAGUAACUCCAGCGAGUCUCGUGCAAAUGCCGUGAAGGAAGCUUUUGUACAUGCUUGGGAUGGUUACAUGCAAUAUGCUUACCCACAUGAUGAGCUGCACCCCAUCUCAAACGGUGUCGGCGAUUCGCGGAACGGUUGGGGUGCGUCCGCCGUGGACGCCCUAUCCACGGCCGUUAUAAUGCGCAAUGCCACUAUCGUCAACCAGAUCUUGGACCAUAUUGCCACGAUUGACUACUCUAAGACUGACGACCAAGUGAGUCUGUUUGAGACAACAAUCCGGUACCUGGGUGGCAUGCUGUCGGGUUAUGAUCUGUUGAAGGGUCCGGCCUCGGACCUAGUCCAGGACUCUCAUAAGGUUCAGGCCCUCUUGGAUCAAUCGCAAAACCUGGCGGAUGUCCUCAAGUUCGCCUUUGACACUCCUAGCGGCGUUCCCUACAACAACAUCAACAUUACUUCGCACGGUAAUGAUGGUGCAGCAACCAACGGACUGGCUGUGACGGGUACAUUGGUUCUCGAAUGGACCCGGCUCUCAGACCUGACGGGUGAUACCGAGUAUGCUGAGCUCAGCCAGAGGGCAGAGAAUUAUCUGCUCAACCCCUCACCAAAGAGUGCAGAGCCGUUUGACGGACUGGUUGGAAGCCAUAUCAACAUCACCAACGGACAGUUCACCGACGGAUUAGUGAGCUGGAAUGGAGGCGACGACUCGUUCUACGAAUACCUGAUCAAGAUGUACGUGUAUGAUCCAAAGAGGUUCAGCACCUACGGAGAUCGCUGGGUUAAAGCGGCGGAAUCAAGCAUCAAACAUUUGGCGUCACAUCCGUCGACUCGCCCGGACCUGACUUUCCUAGCGUCAUACAACGAAGGCCAACUUGGCUUGAGCUCCCAGCACCUUACUUGCUUUGAUGGCGGCAGUUUCUUGCUUGGCGGAACCGUCCUGGAUCGCGACGACUUUAUCCAAUUUGGUCUGGACUUGGUGAAGGGAUGCCACGAGACGUACAAUCAAACCCUGACUGGUAUCGGACCCGAGAGCUUCGGAUGGGAUCCUAAGAACGUACCAUCGGACCAGAAGGAGCUGUACGAGCGUGCCGGCUUCUAUAUUAGCAGUGGCGCCUAUAUUCUUCGUCCGGAGGUGAUUGAGAGUUUCUACUACGCCUGGCGUAUUACUGGCCAGGAAAUUUACCGUGAGUGGGUAUGGAACGCGUUUGUCGCUAUCAACAAAUACUGCCGCACCGGCUCCGGGUUCGCGGGCCUGACCAACGUCAACGCUAAGGACGGUGGAAGCCGGUACGAUAACCAGGAGAGUUUCCUCUUUGCUGAGGUGUUGAAAUACGUGUACCUGACCUUUGCUCCUGAAAACGAGUGGCAAGUCCAGCGCGGUAAGGGCAACAAGUUUGUCUACAACACCGAGGCGCACCCUGUUAGGGUGGCGGCGGCGUAGUUGUAUAUAGCAGGCUAUCCGGUAUUGAUAUAGUUAAUCACUGAAGUUUACGUGUUGUAUCUCUACUAUAUGUCCAAUACAGCUUUGU
Messenger RNA from Aspergillus nomiae NRRL 13137, 1809 nucleotides. RefSeq names its product glycoside hydrolase family 47 protein. Lineage: Eukaryota; Fungi; Ascomycota; Eurotiomycetes; Eurotiales; Aspergillaceae. Gene Ontology annotation, biological process: carbohydrate metabolic process; N-glycan processing. Gene Ontology annotation, molecular function: mannosyl-oligosaccharide 1,2-alpha-mannosidase activity; calcium ion binding. The record is from RefSeq and is a predicted model, not a curated record. The annotation marks the transcript as partial. The transcript has 3 exons. Gene Ontology annotation, cellular component: Golgi membrane; endoplasmic reticulum.